CAAAUCACACUAGAAGAUAUUUUUUUAACAUCUAACUUUAUAUAAAAAUAGUUGACAUAAAUUUUAUAUGUAUUUCGGAUAGUGGUUAUUUCCGGAUGCUAGAUAUUUCAUCCCAGUUAUAUUUAAAUUAUCAGUGAUUUUUUAUUUUUUGUUCUAUGACAGCCUAACCAAAGCCCAAGACACAGUCUGACAGAUAUGGGAAUUCAUAUACUCCAAGUGUUUCAACAACAGCAAAAGAUGUGUGGCAGAUGUCUAACAAGAUUAUUGAUGAUACAACUGCGGAACAGGCAAUUCUUAUCAAAUUCUGCUGCCUCACCAGUAUAUCAUCUAAAAUCCAGAGGGCUUAUUAAAGUUCAAGGCCAGGACACAGUCCCCUUUCUGCAAGGGCUGGUUACAAAUGAUGUGUCUCUGCUUGGGUCAGAGGUCAGAUCACAGUAUUCCAUGCUCCUUAAUGUACAGGGCCGUGUGAUAUGUGAUCUGAUGCUGUACACGGCCAGUGUUGUCCAGGGUCAAGAGAGCACAGUGCUUAUGGAGUGUGACAGGACACUGAUGGAGCAAGUCAUAAGUACGCUGAAAAAGUACAAGAUAAGGAGAAAGGUUUCUGUGGAGGAUAUAUGUGGGAGUCACAGAGUAUUGUCCAGUUGUGACCCUGCUGUAUCCAUUGUCCCCGGAGGAGAGGCUAUAACGGUUACAGAUCCCAGGGUGCCUGCAUUCGGAUCUAGAAUUAUCAUAAAUAAUGAUUCUCCCAUUGAGAUUGACAUCUCAGAGGAUGAGAGGGGCUACCAUGAACGCCGUCUGCAGUGGGGGAUACCAGAGGGGGUACAUGAUCUGCCUCCUGGGAGUGCUCUCCCCUUGGAGGGUAACCUCGUCUACAUGAACGGAGUGAGUUUCUCCAAGGGUUGUUACCUGGGUCAAGAGCUGACAGCCCGGACUCAUCACACAGGAGUUACCAGGAAACGUCUCAUGCCCGUAGUCUUUGACAGAGACCCCGGGUCCAUUGAACCAGGCCAAGACAUUCUCAAUGCCAGUACCAAGUCAGUAGGCAAGUUCCGAAGUGUGAUUGGUCAAUAUGGCAUUGGACUUAUGAGAGUUGCUGAGAUUUCAGGGGAGCUAACUUUAGCCAAUAAGUCAGGGGAGACAAUUUAUUUAAAUGCUGUUAAACCAAAUUGGUGGCCAAAUGAGGGGGUUUGAACAAAUGUAACUGAUUGAUAUUGCUGUAGCCUGCUUAAACUACACUCUCUUUCAUACAUGUUGGAUAUAAAGUACAGGAGUACUACCAUCAUCAAUGUUUUUCAGUUUUAGAUUGUGUUUUGUAAUAUUGUAAACCUAAUAUUUGUUAUUCCAGACUUAAAUACUUGCAAAAAAUCCAAAUAUUAUGAAUAACAUUCUAAUGAUAAACAUUAUAUUACAUGAAAUCUUAAUUUAUCUUAAUUUGUCUUAAUUUAUUUAAGAAUAUAUAUUUCACUAUCAUUCAGUUUGAAUACAUUUGUUGAUGUUCAUGUAAAUCUGUGAACAUAAAUGGUAAUUAUCCACAAGAUGUAUUAUUCAAUAUCAUAUGUUAUUUUCCUAUUAGACUGCUGUAAUAUCUGUCUUUGUAGAAGAUCCAAUUCUUUACAGUUCCAUUAAUGUUUUCAUCAACUUAGAUGAAAUUGAUUUUAUCUUUUAAUCCAAUGUUUGCUACUUAUAUUUCAGCCAAUGAACCUAAUUUUGUUAUUUAUUCCAUUGUACCCCCAAUUACAUAGUAAAGGGACUGUAUGUUGGAAUCACCAUGGAUAUUUAUCAAUCUUUGUAUGUGUCUGUUACCACAAAUUUGUUUGUAGGCGUUCUAAAUUUUUUAACGUAAAACAUUCAAACUUUCAGGCAUGGUUCCUUAUGAUGUAAAGUAAUAAAUGUGCUUUUUAUGAUCCUGCAUUAAAGAUUUUAAAAGUUAUGCUCCCUUUUCAACAUAAACAUUCUCAAACAUAAUUCAACAUUCUCAGACAAAUUCUCGGGUAUUUGUCACUAUUGUGAUUUGUAAUGGGUGUUGACAAUCAGUGUUAAAACAGCGUUUUAACAAUAGUUUUUAGCUCACCUAAGCACAAGGUGCUCAAGGUGAAGUUUUAUCAUUGCCUUUUGUCAGUUGUCCGUUGUGCCUCCUCAACAUUUACCUUGUUAUCACUCUAGAGGCUACAUUUAUUGUCCAAUCUUCAUUAAACGUUAUCUGAACAUGUGUCACAAUGAUAUGUUGGAUGAGCUUGAAAAUGGUUCUGGUCCAUUGAAAAACAUGGCUGGCUGGGGGCGGGGCUUUUUUAUUUAUAAGGCCUUGUUCACACUCUAGAAGUCACAUUUAUGGUCCAAUCUUUUUGAAACUAUGUCACAACACUUUUUCUAAUGACUUCUGAUGGCUGAGCUAAACAAUUCUUAAGGUUUGUUGAAAAUCAUGGAAGCCUGGGGUCAGGGCAGUUUUCCUAAUAUGACUAUAUUGAAAAUUUGUUGACACUAUAUUAGCCACAUUUAUUGGCCAAUCUUCAUGAAACUUGGUCAGAACAUUCGUCUGAGAUUGAAACAGGCUCAUGUGAGUUCAAAAACUAAAUCACUAGGUCCAAUAAAAUACCGCUUACAUGUUAAUACUCUAGAAGUCACUUUUUUGGUCCUAUCUAAUGAAUCAGCUCUCACUUUCAGAGAAUAGUCUAGUUCCUUUGGGUCUCAGGUGAAGGCUUUAGGGCCCAUGACCCUCUUGUGUUAAUUUAGUACUCCACUAAUCUUAAAGAAAAAAUAUCCAUUUUAUUUUUUUCAUGUAUGUUCAUGUAUGGGAAUUAAAUGAUAAUGUGCAUGAAAUGUAUUGCCUCAUAAACAUUUAAUAAAUACAAAUGUAUUAA
Dreissena polymorpha is the source of this 2858-nucleotide messenger RNA. Its product is annotated as putative transferase CAF17 homolog, mitochondrial. The record is from RefSeq and is a predicted model, not a curated record. Bases 196 to 1191 code for a protein of 331 amino acids. Lineage: Eukaryota; Metazoa; Mollusca; Bivalvia; Myida; Dreissenidae. The transcript has 8 exons. Gene Ontology annotation, cellular component: mitochondrial matrix. Gene Ontology annotation, molecular function: protein binding.